AAGGCGUAAUUCGAGCGAACCACACACACACACACACAUAUAUAUAUAUGCAUAUAUAAUGUGUGUAGAAUUCUCCAAUUUUAAACACUUGAAAUAUUCUUAUCGAAAGAACUUCAGAGAACACUCAAUUGAGAGUUACAACAGAGGCUUAUAUAACAUGUCUAUAUAUCCUUCAAUUCACUGUGUCAAUCAUUAUCCCCUCUUAUGCUUUGUCGAAUUGCUUUAAUUUGUCGAAUGAAUUGCUAUGUCAAAUCAUUCCGGUAGGUGGAAAGAAUAACGUCAGAUUAUUCGUUUCCCCGUUUUUUAAAGUGAGCAGUGCGUGCGCAACCACACACACAAGUUUGACGCAGAAUCACAAGUGUGGCUUUCGUGAAGUAGUGCCAUUCAGUUUGACGUUGGGUACAUCGUUGGGUAACUCGCUGACGCCGGAAACGAGAGGAGAGAUGGACUCCACGAAAAAAUUCGACAAUCCAAAUCCUCGGGCAUCUGCAAAUCCAUUGAGCAAGUUGGUUUUCGGCUGGUUGGCCAGUUUAUUCUGGUAUGGGAAAAAUCAUGAUUUGGAAAUGAAAAACAUGUAUAAUGCCUUGCUGGAUGAUAAAUUGGAAAAAUGAAAUACACGCGGCCGAGAAGAGCGGCAGAAAACCCAAAUUCUUCACGGCUCUGAGAAAAACGUUCAUUUGGUCGUUUUUGUAUUAUGGAGGAUGGACUUUAUUUUUGCUUACUGUUUUGAGAAUCGUGCAGCCAUAUAUAUUAGGUCUGCUAAUUUGGCAUUUCGAUCCGAGAGCGACGUCCACCAAAACUGAAGCAUAUUUGUACGCUUCCGGCGUGAUAAUUGCAGCAAUAUUAAUAACAUUUAUCACACAUCACUCUCAUUUAGGUUUAAUGGAAAUAGGAAUGCGAAUGAGAAUAGCGAGUUCCUCGUUAAUGUACAGAAAGAUGUUACGGCUAUCAAAAUCUUCUACUACCACCACUCCGGGUCAAGUAGUUAAUCUGUUAUCGAAUGACAUGUCGAGAUUUGAUCAAAUGUUCAUAAUGCUCCACUAUAUUUGGAUAAUGCCCAUACAAGGAGCUAUAAUCGCAUUUCUCAUUUGGCAAAACGUCGGCGUAGCUUCGUUAGCAGGCGUUUUUCUUAUAACUAUCCAAACUAUUCCCAUUCAAGGAUACAUCACAAAGUGGACGUCAAAGUUGCGUUUAAAAGUUGCAAUGAGAACCGACGAGAGAGUUCGUUUAAUGUCUGAGAUAAUCAGUGGCAUAGAAGUUAUCAAAAUGUAUACUUGGGAGAAACCGUUCCAGGAAUUAGUCAGCCGCGCCCGAAAAUACGAAAUCGAUGUCCUCACAUUAACGUCGUAUCUGAGAGGCUUUACGCUAGCCACGUUUGUGUUCACAGAAAGAACAACAUUGUACUUCACGAUUAUGACAUACGUACUUCUUGGACACUCUAUAUCCGCCGACAAAGUAUUUUCAAUGGCGCAAUAUUAUAAUAUUCUCCAAAUUACGAUGGCGAUAAUGUAUCCGCUAGCUCUUGCAUCUGCUGCCGAAGCGGCAGUGUCCAUGAAACGAAUCGAGAAUUUCCUGUUGCUGGACGAAAACGUGCCAUUAGCGCAUUCUCUAUUAAGCAACAAAGAAACCAGCGUGACGAUGAAGAAUGUUAGCGCUUCGUGGACGAACACCGCGAUUGUGAACACAUUACAUAACAUAAAUAUUCAAAUUGGAGCCGGCAAACUUUUCGCCGUGGUCGGUGCCGUUGGCGCUGGGAAGAGUUCUUUCCUACAAGCGAUUCUGGGCGAACUGAGCUCGUCGUACGGCCAGAUACACGUCAAUGGCAAGAUAUCGUAUGCGAGCCAAGAAGCAUGGCUGUUUGCGGGCUCGGUGCGAAAUAACAUUUUAUUUGGGCAAGCUUAUGAUAAAAGUAGAUAUCAGACAGUCGCUAAUGUGUGUGCUUUAACGAAGGAUUUCGAACAACUUCCAUAUAGGGAUAAGACCCUGGUUGGUGACAGAGGCACAGCUCUUAGCGGUGGACAACGCGCGCGUAUUAAUUUGGCAAGAGCUGUCUACAGAAACGCUGACAUCUAUCUGUUCGAUGAUCCUUUAUCGGCUGUUGACACACACGUUGGUAGACAUCUGUUUGACGAAUGUAUAAAGGACUAUUUACGAGAUAAGACGAGAAUUCUGGUUACUCAUCAAUUACAAUAUCUAAAACAAUGCGAUUACAUCAUCUUUCUGAAUAAUGGUCAAAUCGAGAAUGAAGGUACGUUUAUAAGUCUUCAAGCCAAACGCGUGAAUUUCCUCGAGAUAUUAGCGCAAGAAACUAGCGAGGACAAAGAAACGACGAAAAUUGCUUUGGACUCUGUAUCCGACGUGAAUAGCAAUGUUGACGAAGAUGCAGAGGAAGAAGAGCCUCAAGAAACUGAGGAGCUCUUGGCCAAAGGAAGCAUGUCGAAGUCAGUGUACUGGAAAUAUUUACGUAGUGGUAGCUCGAUAAUCAUGAUCAUUGUUUUCCUUGUCUUCGCGAUUGUGGGGCAAAUCGGCAGCAGCGGUUGCGACUAUUGGGUCGGUUAUUGGACCAGACAAGAGGAGCUACAUAUCAAGGCGAUGCGCGAACGACAUGGAAAUCAAAAUGAUAGCUUUGCGAUUUCGUCGGCGUUGAGGUCAAGAAGACAAAUAGACAACACAUCAUAUGACGAACUCAGCGAUAUUUCGACAAUCAUUGCGACAACGAAUUAUUCAACAGCUGAGAUCAAUGAUACCAGUGAUAUGUUAUUGCAAAAUUUCUCUUCCGCUAAUAUCACCAAAAUUAUAGAUACGGAUACAUAUCUGGACACGUACACAGCGUUGUGGAUUUACGGGAUAUUUAUCAUCGCGAGCAUCGUCUUCACAUCGUGCCGCAAUUUGAUUUUUUAUCAGAUAUGCAUGAAUGCCAGCAAGAAUCUGCACAACUUCAUGUUCUCGUGUCUGCUCAAGGCGCCGAUGUCGUUCUUCAAUAAUAACCCAUCCGGUCGAAUUCUGAAUCGUUUCUCGAAGGACAUCGGUGCCGUGGACGAAUCUAUGCCCAGGGCUAUGAUAGAAGCUAUUCAAAUAUUCAUGGUUAUGAUAGGAAUUCUGUUGCAAGUACUGAUUAUCAACUGGUGGAUUAUAUUCGCCGUAAUCGUCAUGGCUGUUUUAUUCAGCAUAAUAAGAAAUAUCUACGUGCCAACGGCGCAGAAGCUAAAACGGUUGGAAGGGAAUGCCAAAAGUCCCGUCUUCUCGCAUGUCAACUCCACGUUGUUAGGACUGACGACGAUACGCUCCGCUGGCGCUCAGGAGAUGGUUCGCAAACAGUUCGAUGAACACCAAGAUCUCCACACCAGUAUUUACUCGCUGACCGUCGCUACUGGCGUAGCGUUCGGUUUCGCGCUGGACAUAGUCUCAGUUUGCUUUGUCGCCGUCGUCACGUACAGUUUUGUCGUGCUCGAUAAUGGUGACAUUUUCGCCGGGAAUGUCGGUUUAGCUAUUUCGCAAGUGCUCAUUUUAUGCGGUAUGGUACAAUACGGAAUGCGUCAAACGGCCGAGACAGUUACUCAGAUGACAAGCGUAGAAAGAAUACUACAGUUUACUGAACUCGAGAAGGAGGGACCGUUCGAGAGUAAUCCUACAGACAAACCGUCCAGUAAUUGGCCGUCCAAAGGAGAAAUUAAAUUCGAUCGCGUUGUUCUUCGAUAUUCCGAGUCGGAACCGCCCAUCCUCAAGUCCCUUAGUUUUAUCAUUGAACCCGGCAUGAAGAUUGGAAUAGUGGGACGAACCGGUGCCGGAAAAUCGUCUCUCAUCUCUGCUCUGUUCCACAUGGCAAAACUCGAUGGUGCUAUUUAUAUUGACAACGUCAGUACGAAGAAAAUCGGCCUACACGAUUUGAGGAAUAAAAUCUCCAUAAUACCGCAGGAACCGGUGUUAUUCUCCGCCACGUUACGCGAGAAUCUCGAUCCUUUUAACAAGUUCAAUGACGCCGAUCUGUGGGCCGUUCUUGAGGAGGUGGAAUUGAAAGAAUCUAUGAAUUCGUUGGAUUAUUGCGUCCAACAAGGUGGCAGCAAUUUUAGCGCCGGGCAACGGCAACUAGUUUGCUUGGCUCGCGCAAUUUUACAGAACAACAAGAUACUCGUACUCGACGAGGCUACCGCAAACGUGGACCCUAAGACGGACACUUUGAUACAAAAUACGAUCAGAAAGAAAUUCAAGGCUUGUACGGUAUUAACGAUAGCACAUAGAUUGAACACUAUAAUGGAUAGCGAUAAAGUGCUGGUAAUGGAUCACGGUCGAGCGAUUGAAUUCGAUCAUCCGUACAUUUUGCUGCAGAAUAAUCAGGGUCACUUUACCAGUUUGGUUCAGGAAACUGGAAAAUCCAUGGCUGAGCAACUCAGACAACAUGCCCAAGAGGCUUAUGAACAACAGCAUGGCUUCACAUGACUUCCAGUGAACAUUAGAACAGCAUUGAGUUUUAAGAAUCAAAUCUAUACCUUGAAUUUAUACUAUUUAGUUUGAUUUAUCUAAAUUAAGCAAUUUAGAAAGUUUUUAUACUUAUUACUAUUUUACACCUUUUAUGUCAAAGUGAUAUAACAAUCUUAAAUCUUUAGUACUUACUUGGAAACAUGCUACUUAAACUUAUACCUCUCUUGUACACUUGUAUAGUUAGCGAAUGUUUCUACCAAGAAUAAAAAGUGCACUUGUUACUUUAGUUUACUGUUUAUAAUGGAGCUGUCUUUAUUACAAUGUUAUGAGUAAUAUUUUAUACAGUAAACAUCCAGCCAAAGUUGAUGACGUGGAAAGCUUCAGAACAAAAAGCUCUCAAUAGAGUUAACAAUUACUAUUUUGUAUUGGUUUUUAUAGAAAUAUUGCAUGACAA
Molecule: messenger RNA, 4873 nt
Organism: Odontomachus brunneus
Lineage: Eukaryota; Metazoa; Arthropoda; Insecta; Hymenoptera; Formicidae
Product: multidrug resistance-associated protein 4-like
Exons: 18
Coding region: 580-4437 (1285 amino acids)
Biological process (GO): transmembrane transport
Cellular component (GO): membrane
Molecular function (GO): ATP binding; ABC-type transporter activity; ATP hydrolysis activity
Source: RefSeq, a predicted model, not a curated record